AUGCUUCUCGUGGCUGGUCGACAAGCUUCAUUGUUUAUCGUGCUAUUUGUCAUUUCUCAUCUGUUCCGUGACAAUGCCAGUCAGCAGUGUGGAGCCGGCGGCGACCUAUACUCCAUUUACCAAAUGAUGCUCAAGGGCCACACUUACAAGUCGUUCAAGACUGCACCGGGUACUCUAGAAUGCAGAGAAGCUUGUCUUGCUGAUGUCAAAUGUCAAAGCUACAACGUCGUUAUGUUUAUUGCAAUAUGCGAGUUAAACAACCGAACUAAAGAGGCCAGACCAGAGGACUUUGUCAAGAACAAGGACAGAUACUACAUGGCGAAAGGUCCAAAACGAGGUGAUAGAAAAUGCAAAGAUUUAAAAGGAGUAUUACAGUUAAGGAGGGGGGGUGGGAAGGGGGCAAGGGGGCAAGGAGGGAGAGGGGGGCGACACUCACCUGAUAGCUUGAUAUGCGGGCGCAACUUAAAAUGUACCCAAUAUGAUGCUCGGCAUUGUCUGACACAUAUCUUUACAGAAGUGUCAAUAGACUGCCAAUUAUAAAGUAAGUCAUAUAAACAUUCCACACACAGUAUAUCUUAAAGGUGAUGUAAAGAAACAAUAUGGGUAAUCUGACUUUCGUGGAUUUUACGCUGUCAGCAAUGAAUCUUUCUUACUCUUAUUCUGCUAACAUUAAUCGCUUCAAUUGCAGUUCCCCUCGGAUCAAUUCGUGAGUUGCCCGCGGAAUCGUGCAAGGAGAUCAAGGCGAGUGAAGGAGGAAAGGCGGUCAGCGGUAAUAAUUAUUGGAUGGAUUCAACCAGAUCUGGUAACUCUAUUUUAGCUGGCUGUGACAUGAAGACUGAAGGUUCGUACAAGAGAUGGUUCUUAGAAUUGUGUUGCCAUGCCAAUGAGAAGACUUUUCUUAAUCGAUAUUCUUUGUCCCUAGUUGCAGACUAUUGUGUCAAACAUCAGUGCCAAAACGAUGCGAAGUGUGUGAACCGUGACACGAACUACACGUGUGUGUGUAACUCAUCUGGCUUGACAGGAAAAUAUUGUGAAAAAGGUUCGCCUUUUGUUAAAAUCGUCCCCCAUUUUUAGGAGUAUGUUAAACAAAAUGGGGGAUGCUAAAUUAAAAUAUGCUUAUCCAUAGAUGUUAACGAAUGUGUGCAAGGUCUACAUGGUUGUCAUCCCAACGCAAUUUGUAAUAACACUGUGGGUUCCUACAACUGUAUAUGCAGACCAGGAUUAAUUGGAGACGGAAGAAACAGCUGCAUAAAUAUAACUAAGGAUGUAAACCACUUUGUGUAGAGACGUUGUUCGAGGGAUAAGCUAGAAAUUACCGCGUACGAUUGUACAUUUUGACCAUUACACUAGUUGAGUAUUCCUUUUUUUUUAUUGUUCCACAAAUCGCCCAAGAACUAUGCACUUUUGAAAAACAAUCAUCAUUUUAUCGAUUGUGACUGUUAUUGCCACCCAUAAUUACCUGAAAAAAAGGAUGCGUAUCGUUUCUGGUUAGGGAAUUCAAGAAUUAAAAGAAACUCGAGGAAAAACAAGAAGUGGGAAAUGGCGACUGCCUUCCCUUAUCAUGUGCUUGUAUAGUCUGAAAGAAUAUUUCUCCAUGAAAGAAGAGUGGCAUCUCAACAAUUAUUGCCAAAUAGCCUUUAACUGGCUGUGUUCAAUCAGUUAACUUACAUUCGUGGGAAGAUUAUGCCUUUCAUUUAGGAAAAAACCGCAUUUCCUUCUUUAGGUCAUUCUUGUAAGGAAAUUCGCGACGCAAGUUCCCAUCUUAAAGACGGGGAGUACUGGAUCUUUCUUAAGAAGAACGGAAGCCUUUUAAAGGUCUACUGUGAUAUGACAACCGAUGGAGGUAAGGAAUGGAUGUUUAAGAAAACUAAUAACGAUAAUGGUGUUUUUUUACUUCUGCACAUACUGUCAUUUUAUAAUAAAUGGAAUGUAAAAUUAUUUUGCUUAAUCAAGAAUUUCAUUUCAUUUAAUUUCUUUUUUUCCAGGAGGUUGGCUUCUGGUCUCCAACGUUGUCGUCUGCAACCUAUCCUCGCUACUGUUUUCAUACGAAUCAUCAUACCAUGAAAUAAGCAAUUAUCACAACAAGUCGUUGUUACUCACGACAGAUGCCAUGAAGGAACUGAGAACACAAUUGUCUUUCACUCAGUUGAGAUUCCACUGCAGCAAAAACAAGGGACGUACUUUCCAUUUGACCACGGCUGCUAACAGCAGUGGUGAAGCAGUAGUGCAAUACUUCAGUGGUCAGACAGAUGCCAAACCGAAAGUAUGUGGCUCGUUUGUGAGGAUGAAUGAUGACAACUCGAAGUUAGCUGCUGAUUGUAGUCAAUGGUACGGUAAAACGUGGGGAAACUCUAAUAAAGGACAAAACAGAUAUCGUGUCGUUGCUUUUGUCUAUGGGAAAUAUCACUGGCUUUUGUUUGGGAGCUCAAGAUGGGAAUGUGACGACUACAUCUCUAAUAGGGCAGAAUAUUUUGGAUUGUCCACAGGUGACUUCUGGAGGGUUUUUGUUCGUUAAGGCCAAAUGCAACUAGUAACUGAACAGUUCUCAUUGUCUGGAAAAAAAUUCAAUGGCUGACCAAGAUCAGUGUCACGUUUUGUCGUUUUUUAUCCUUUUGUUGCUAAAGCAAGCCUCCACUGCUAAAAUAAACUGUUAUUAGAACUAUCGGGAUAAAAACUAUGCACAAUUUUUGGCACGUUGAAAUGAUGAUACUUGAACCCCGAUGCAACCGUAGUUUAGUCAUAAUUGUAGUUAGUUAAAUAAUUAUUAUCUGUAGUAAUUGUUUUGGAAACGGUGAAAGGACUGAGUGGAGUCCAAGUCGGUCUGUAAUCAUAAGAAUGAGUAGCUAAGUUAUGAAAGAAAGAGAAAUUUACAUUAAAAGACUGACAAAGGAGGCGUAAAUUGUUCAACUGUUUUAUAUAAUUGAUUGAUUUAAACUAAAACUUUGAACGUGAUUGGCUUAUUGAACUGUCUGAUAACAGUGCUUUGACGAAGAGCUAAGGCUCGAAACGUCAGCUUUUAAACUCUUUACGGUGUCAAAUUUACGUUAUCAACUCAAUUGAUAAUACUUAAUAACCCUGUCUGAUAACAACUUGUCAGUUGGUGGAAAAUAGGUUUUUUUUUUUUUAAAUUACGAUUUAUUCAAUCUGUUUAACGGCUUCUUGAAAUUUUAAUUAAUUCUGUUAUUGGCCAAUAUAUAAUGUUUAAUGGUAGUAAUUUUUUUAGUUUGAAAAGCGAAAGUUCUAUCUUAAUUGAUAAGUAUCCACUUUGGGAACGAACUGUGAAAUGAUAAGCGAUAAAGGAUUUAUCACUAAUAAAAUAUCCGUCUGAAUUUCUCCUUAAUUUUGAACAAAAGUUACCAAUUUAUUUAAUUUUGGAUUAAUGGUAGAUUAAUUUUUUAAAUUUGUGAUAUACUUGUGAAACUAAUUUAUUCAUAAAGCUAUGUUGUCAAAUAGUGACUGAAUUCGUUCACUCAAACUGGCAGAUGUUAAAAUGCACGAGACUUUUUUAUGUAAAAUGGUAAAGUUUUUAUAUUCUAUCGCCUCAGAUGUUUUCCGAAAGUUACUCUUGCAACAAAACCAACAGAAAGAAAUGAAACUCGACCCAUUUCAAAAGUUCUAAUCCAUUCGCCUAAAAUAACAUUGAAAUGAUGAAUAAUUUAUGAGAAUUAUUUGAGAGAUUUUCAACACAGCAUUUGCUGACCCUGCCGUUGCAAGUAGAAUGACUUUGGAAAACAUCUUUCGUCCUCCAGAAGGCGCAAAGCACGCGAGUAUAAAAUAGAACGAUAAGAUUACAACGUAAGCUACAUCGGUAUCUAAGUGUCACCAUAGCAACACACCCAAACUCAAGAUAGUCUCGAUUGCGAUAGCUCUCGCCUUGUAUUAGUAUUACAGCCUCUAUUUCGGAUGUACUCCUUGUGACUUAAAUAGUUACGUUUCUACUGAAAAUACUUCUUGAUGGAUUGAUGCUUCUUGAAAAAGAAAGAAAUGUUUAAUUGGCCAGCUGAACAUCGGAAAAUAAAGAUUAAUCUCCGAAGUGUUGUGUUCAAAUUGUUCUAAAAAUACUGUGGAAGCUUUACGUAACUAAAUCAUUCAUAAAGACAUCAUUUAAACAGAGACUACCUUCAGCUCACACAAAGUGGGAGGUGUUUAUGAAAACGUAAAAUUCUAUUUUUCAAUGAAUAACAAUUUUUCGCAGCUGUCGUUUCAAUGUUUUCCGAAUGGCAAAAAAAAAACACCUAAAACUAAAGCUCGACUUUUGAAAAUUAAUUUUAUUCUGUUUUCACUGGGUGUGAAGCUUUAAAAAUGACUUAAACCUCUUAUUUAACAAAUAGAAAAGCCUUGACUGUGCUCUGUUCUGUUAUAAAGCACUUAGGAAGCGGCUAGAGCACGAAAGAAGUGUAGGGAGAAACACGAGACGUAGUUUAUUUAUUAUUUUUAUAUAUUUAUUUUUUCAAAAACAUCGUGAGUUUUAUGUUCCGAUAUAACAAACGAUUGAUGAGCUUUUAGCCAGGCUGGCAGCAUGACAUCAAAAAUUAUCCCCUCAGGGGUCUCAGAGCUCUAUCGUAAUAAUAAACAAGAAGAUAUAACCAACUUCAGUUAAUAUCCCGAGACAAUAGCACUGAUUCUAGCCAAUAGCUCGUUUCUUUACUGUUUUGCAGGUAAUUUAGUGUUAAAAACCGAGUUGAAAACGUAAAUUAGCCACCGUAAAGAGUAAAAAAGCAGACGUUUCGAGCGUUAGCCCUUCGUCAGAGCGAUAGGAUAAUUUUUGAUGUCAUGCUGUCAGCCUGGCUAGAAACUCAUCAAUCGCUCUGACGAAGGGCUAACACUCGAAAAGGCAGCUUUUUUACCCUUUACGGUGGCUAAUUUACGUCUUUAACUCAGUUGUUAACACUAAAAUUACCUGCUUUACUCUCCCACCGACGCAGCACCACAGUUUCCUUAGAAAAUUACUCCUUUAUUUCUUUAUUGUUUUGUCUACCUGCUGUGGUAAACGUGGAGAGAAGUAAUCAUUUUAGUUCACUGAAAGAAAAAGCUUACAAUAAGCUUCUCAUAAUGGCAACAUGGAUACCACGCUUCUCCUUUCCACGUGGCGCCUGAUAUGAACAGAGACCAACUUCAGUUAACGCAAAGUGGCAGAUGUUUAAAAUCUAUGUUUAUUUUUCCCUAUGAAAACGGAAAAUUCUAUUUUUCAAUGAAAACAACUUUUUCGCAGCUAUUGUUUUCAAUGUUUUACGAAAAACAAAAACACCUAGAACUAAAGCUCGACUUUUGAAAACAACUUUUAUUCUCUUGCACUGGGUGUGAGGCUUUAAAAAUGACUGAAAAACUUAUUGAUAGAUCAAAACAACAGCUGGAAACGACUCCCACGUACAUAGAUACGUUUUGAUAUAGUUCUAGAAACUUCCUACAGUCAGGAGUCUCCUUAAAUUUGCAAAACUUAGGUUGAAACAAGUGUUUCUCUCUUUUGAUUUCUGUUUUCUUUUUCUCUUUAGUUUUUAAUUUUUUGUCGCCCAAAGGUGAACCUUUUUAUACGAUGUAAGAUUUUUUGAAAACUACAUUUAUUAUUUUCAUAUAUUUAUUUUUUCAAAAACAUCGUGAAUUUUAUGUUCCGAUAUAACAAACGAUUGAUGAGUUUCUAGCCAGGCUGGCAGCAUGACACCAAAAAUUAUCCUUUAAGGGUCUCAGAGCUCUAUCGUAAUAAUAAACAAGAAGAUAUAACCAACUUCAGUUAAUAUCCCGAGACACGGGAGUCAAGCCAAUAACUCGUUUCUUUACUGUUUUGUCUACCUGUUGUGGUGAACGUAGAAGAGAAGUAAUCAUUUUAUUUCACCGAAGGGAAAAGCUUACAAUAAGCUUAUCAUAAUGGCGACACGGAUACCACGCUUCUCCUUUCCAUCUGGCGCAUGAUAUGAAAAUGCGAGGGUCAGUUUUUCACGUGUCUAGAUCUAAAUCGGGAUUUGGAUUCCACUUGCUAGCAACCUUACCAAGUUUAUCAAAGUUAACUACAACAACGUCUAUAUUGAAAAAUAAAAUAACCAAAAAUACAGCCGUCUCCCAUAGAUUCCCUCUGAGCCAACAAACAUCCCCCCUGUAAGAAAGACGAACGAUGACUUUUAUCUACUAAGAGUUUGUCCCCGGUGUGAUAUAAUUCCCUCACAAAAAUCAAUUCCGCUCAAAUUGGCCAUAAAACACAACAACGUUCAGUAGGAGAAAACUUUAAUUGCCUACCAUAGCAUCCCGCUGAUCCAACAGAGAUGCACCAUAGUAAUGAAUUAAGGAUAGGGGCUAAUUAAUUAUUAUCUAUAAUUAUCUCUAAACAACCUUCCAGCUUCAGUUAGCCGUUGGCAACUUGUUCUAAACAAAAGUGUUUCACACCUCAAGAGAAGACCAGUCGGAGUCUGUCUAGGAAACAACGAAUACUUUCACCCAGGUAUGUGUAUAACUGUUCCGUAGUUUACUAUACAAUCUCUUUUUCAAGUUAAAAUUGAGGUACGUCUGAAAAAGGUGAGCCAUAACCCGUGUCUCCUCAAUUGCAGAUCUCUUUUUUCCUGAAAAGGGUCAAUAAGCCCUAAAAUUAAAGGAAACUAAAAAAAAAAAGUUCUCAACGGACGUUACAAUGUACAAUUAAGAACGAUCUUUUCUUAUGUACGAAGCCCAAAUUUCUAUAAAGGUGACAUUUUUUCGUCGCCGAAUUUUUAAAAGACGAUUUUGAAUAGAUGGCGAGACAGGUGAGUCUACUAAUUUCAAGAAAUGUAAAUUUUUAAGACUACAAAUUGUGCUAACCUUAUGGGCUUCAGCAGUUUUGUUGUCAUAGAAAAAAAUAUACUCCUGCUUAUUUACAGCAAAUUGCACUCACAAUCAUAUUAUUACCUAUGUGCUUUAAGUUUUAUCAAGCUGUCAAAAGUAACUGAUGUUUUCACUCAGUUUCUCAUUUUUUUUUCCCGCAAACUGAUCAGAAAAGACAAGACUUCAAAAGGAGAGGGAGGAAAGGCAGAUUUUAAAGCGACAAAAUUUCAUUUUCUUCAAUAACCUACUCCCAAAAUUGUCUUUAACUCAAACAUUAACAAUAAACGAUGUUCAUCUUGUAUUUGCAGGUGUCAUAACUCUGAUCUGCUUCUCAUGGCUGGUAGACAUGCUUCAUUUUUUACCGUGCUAUUUUUCAUUUCUCAACUGUCCGGUGACAAUGCCAGUCAGCAGUGUGGAGCUGGCGGCGACCUGUACUCCAUUUACCAAAUGAUGCUUAAGGGCCACACUUACAAGUCGUUCAAGACUGCACCGGGUACUCCGGAAUGCAGAGAGGCUUGUCUUGCUGAUGUCAAAUGUCAAAGCUACAACGUCGUUAUGUUCAUUGCAGUAUGCGAGUUAAACAACCGAUCUAAAGAGGCCAGACCAGAGGACUUUGUCAAGAACAAGGACAGAUACUACAUGGCGAAAGGUCCAAAACAAGGUGAUAGAACAUGCAAAGAUUAAAAAACCAAAUUGAAGUAAAGAGGGGGGAGGAGGGGAAGGGGGAAGGGGACAUUCAACUGAUCUGCGAGCGUGACUUUUAAUGUACCCAAUAUGACGCUGGGCAUCGUAUGACGUAUGUUUUUUACAGAAGUGUAAAAAGUCUAUAGACUGCUCAUUAUAGAGUAAGUCCUUAACAUUCCUCGCAAAGUAUAUCUUAAGGGUAAUAGAAACAAACUAUAUGGGUAAUCUGACUUUCGUGGACUUUACGCUGUCAGCAGUGAAUCUUUCUUACUCUUAUUCUGCUAACAUUAAUCACUUUAAUUGCAGUUCCCCUCGGAUCAAUUCGUGAGUUGCCCGCGGAAUCGUGCAAGGAGAUCAAGGCGAGUAAAGGCGGAAAGGUGGUCAGCGGUAAAAUUUAUUGGAUGGAUUCAACACGAUCUGGUAACUCUAUUUUAGCUGGCUGUGACAUGAAGACUGAAGGUUGGUACAAGACAUGGUUCUUAGCAUUUUGUUGCCAUGCCAAUAAGAGGACUUUUUUUAAUCAAUUUUCUUUGUCCCUAGUUGCAGACUAUUGUGUCAAACACCAGUGCCAAAACGAUGCAAAGUGUGUGAACCGUGAGACGAACUACACGUGUGCGUGUAACUCAUCUGGCUGGACAGGAAAAUAUUGUGAAAAAGGUUCGCCUUUUGUUAAAAUCAUCUCCCAUUUUUAGGAGCAUGUUAAACAAAUAAGAUGAGGGAUACUUAAUUAAGAUAUGUUUAUCCACAGAUGUCAACGAAUGCGUGGAAGGUCUUCAUGGUUGUGAUCCCAACGCCAUUUGUGAUAAUACUGUGGGUUCCUACAACUGCACAUGUAGACCAGGAUUAAUUGGAGACGGAAAAAACAGCUGCAUAAGUACAGGUAAGGAUGUAAACCACUUUGUGCGGAGACGUUGUUAGAGGGAUAAGCUAGAAAUUACCGCGUACGAUUGUACAUUUUGACUACUACAAUAGUUGAGUAUUCCUUUUUUUCUUUUUAUUGUUCCACAAAUCGCGCAAGAAUUAUGCACUUUUGAACAACAAUCAUCAUUUUAUUGCUCGUGACUGAUGUUGUCACACAUACUUACCUAAAAACCAAUCAGGAUGCGUUUCGUUUCUGGUCAAGGAAUUCUAGAAUUAAAAGAAACUCAAGGAAAAACAACAGUUGGAAAAUGGCGACUACCUUCCCUUAUCAUGUGCAUGUAUAGUCCGAAAGAAUAUUUCUCUACAAACGAAGAGCAGCAUCUUAACAAUUAUUAAUAAUCAGUUAACUCACAUUGGUGGGAAGAUUAUGCUUUUCAUUUAGGAAAAAACCGCAUCUCCUUCUUUAGGUCAUUCUUGUGAGGAAAUUCGGAACGCAAGUUCCCAUCUUAAAGACGGGGAGUACUGGAUCGCUCUUAAGAAGAAAGGAAGCCUUUUAAAGGUCUACUGUGAUAUGACAACCGAUGGAGGUAAGGAAUGGAUGUUUAAGAAAAACUAAUAACGAUAACAGUGGUUUUUUUUUACUUCUGUACAAACUGUCCUUCUAUAAUUAAUGGAAUGCAAUAUUAUUUUGCAAAAUAAAGAAUUUCAGUUCAUUUCAUUUCUUUUUUCCAGGAGGUUGGCUUCUGGUCUCCAACGUUGUCGUCGGCAACCUAUCUUUGCUACAGUUUUCAGAGGAAUCAUCAUACCAUGAAAUAAGUAAAUGUCACAACAAGUCCUUGUUACUCACGACAGAUGCCAUGAAGGAACUGAGAACACACUUGUCUUUCACUCAGUUGAGAUUCCACUGCCGCAAAAACAAGAGACGUACUUUCCAUUUGACCACGGCUGGUAACAGCAGUGGUGAAGCAGUAGUACAAUACUUCAGUGGUCAGACAGAUGCUAAUCCGAAAGCAUGUGGCUCGUUUGUGAGGAUGAAUGAUGACAACUCGAAGUUAGCUGCUGAUUGUAAUCAAUGGGGCAAUAAAGAGUGGGGAUACCCUUUUAAAGGAAAAAGGAGAAAUCUAUUCGUUGCUCGUGUCCAAGGGAAAUAUCGCUGGUUUUUAAAAGGGAGCUCAAGAUGGGAAUGUGACGACUUAAUCAACAAUGAUACAGAACAUUUUGGAUUGUCCACAGGUGACUUCUGGAGGGUUUUUGUUCGUUAA
Messenger RNA from Pocillopora meandrina, 9593 nucleotides. NCBI's taxonomy places the organism in Eukaryota, Metazoa, Cnidaria, Anthozoa, Scleractinia, Pocilloporidae. The record is from the annotation of a GenBank genome assembly.